AUGAAUGAAUAUGAAUAUUUCGAAAAAAAAGAAAAAGAAUUGUAUCUGGUUGGCAUAAAUAUUCUAAUGAUGAAGUCUGAGAAAUCUAAUGAAGAAAAGACUACUACCGCUGAUAGGCUCUUAGCAAAGAAUAUUGUAGCUGCCGCUGGGACCGAUUACAUUAAGGAAGUUCAUCGACAUGGAAGAAUGGGGUCACGCAGGCCACAAGUACUUAAGAUUCGACUUGAAGAUAUGGCUCCGUCUAUUUUGCGUAAAGAAUGUGCGCUCGAUUAUUCCCCAUGGAAGCUUUUUGCGGAAAGAUCUAACGAAAACAGAAUUAUUGCUAGACAAACAUUUGUGAAAAGAAUGUUAUAUGCAAAAUCAGAAUCUGAAGAUGUUGUCAGAAAAUCUUCAAAUAGUGGAACUCAGGCAGCCUUGCCAAUGGUUUACAACGAACAAUUUUUCGAUUCCAACUUUCUCCCAUCAAUCUACUACAGCUUAGGACAACUUGUCAAGUAA
Molecule: messenger RNA, 498 nt
Organism: Dracunculus medinensis (Guinea worm)
Lineage: Eukaryota; Metazoa; Nematoda; Chromadorea; Rhabditida; Dracunculidae
Source: the annotation of a GenBank genome assembly